AUGUCAGCCGGGACAGUGGUCAUCGCAGGAGGAAUUCUGGCUACAGUCAUCUUACUGACCAUCGUUGCUGUACUGUGUUUAUGUAGGUUACAGUAUUACUGCUGUAAGAGGGAGGAGUCUGAGAAGGGGGAAGAGGAGGAACCAGAGCUCACCAGCAUGUCGCCAUCCCGCCCCCUGGCUCUGCCCGCUCCCCCUUCGCCUCCGACGCCGGAACACAUCUUUCACGAGGAACCAGAGCCGUACACUCCCACUUUCCUCACUGAGGCCAACGGGCCUACCAGCUACUCCCCCACACCUCCGCCCCGCAGGUGCCAACGCUCACAUGCCUUCUGCCCGUCCUGCGCUCGCUGCACACUGCCCUUCUACCUGCAGCACCCUGAGAGGCUGUGCAACGGCGGGCGCAGGAUAAGCUACAGGACUGUGCAGCAGGAGGACCUGGAACUACCCAUUGACCUGGCUAGCUUCUACCAGAAGUUAAAUCUCAUCCGCUCCGUCACCAUGCGGGAGGUGGUCACACACAGCGUCAGCACCGACGUCUAG
Messenger RNA from Labrus bergylta (ballan wrasse), 540 nucleotides. It is a transcript of the gene fam163b, whose product is annotated as protein FAM163B. Lineage: Eukaryota; Metazoa; Chordata; Actinopteri; Labriformes; Labridae. The record is from RefSeq and is a predicted model, not a curated record.